AUGCUGGUACCACCAGCCAACUUUGGAAUUGCUGAGGAGGGCAUUUAUCGAUGUUCUAAGAUAGAAACGCUUAACUUAUCAUUUUUGGAGACCUUAAACCUUCGAACGGUUAUUUUUGUGGGUGGGCAAGAACCCUCCAAGUUUUUCCAGGAGUUUUUUGAGCGAUGCUAUGUUCAGUGGUUUGUCGUUAGAACAGCCAAUGUGUCGUCGAACAUGGCUCCAGUGAACGCUAGUGCUCUGAAAGCUACUCAGGACGAAAAAUCGAUCAAGACCAGCAAGGAUUUUGUGCCCGAUAGCUACGAAUUAAGUGACAAUGACGAUUUGAUGAUCCUGAAGAGCUACAGCUUGAAAAGAACGUUUGAAUUACUUUUGAACACUUCUAACCACAAUACGAUCCUCGUUGAUAAGACGUCGAUAGUUGUUGGCGUUUUGCGCAAGAUUCAAAAGUGGAACAUCGUUUCUAUAAUCAACGAAUACCGACUAUUCGCUACCAAAAACGCAAACUAUUUCUCUGAGACGCUUUUAGAGAUGAUAAAUGUGAGAAUCGUACAGGAAGAAGAGGAAAACCUGGGCCUGAAUAAUCUUGAAGAUCUGCAAAUUGGUGAAACUCGCGAUACGGGCGAUUCACGCGUGUGCAGCAUGUGGGAAGUGGUUCACGAAUCGGACUUGAACGAUCCACCGCGCAUACCAGCUCACUUACUACGCAUCCUCGAAGCUGUUCGAGACGACAACAAAGAAUUUGACGAUCCAGUUGACUUGGAAGUUCCCUUGAUGGCGAAAAGUCAAUCAGAUUUAGGGAUUUUCGGAAACAGGUACCGGUUGGCCUUCAACAAGAAGGAAUGGGCAGAUUACGAUUUUUACAAAGGCGGAAAACACAAUAUCAUCACCUUCCAUUUGCCCCGAGACCCCUUGCUGCCGCGUUGGUUCAUUCGCCAGCGAGAUCUGUGGGAAAACGAAAAUGCCAAAGAACACCACAACUUUUACAAAGAGAGCAUUUUCGUGUAG
Molecule: messenger RNA, 1005 nt
Organism: Lachancea sp. 'fantastica'
Lineage: Eukaryota; Fungi; Ascomycota; Saccharomycetes; Saccharomycetales; Saccharomycetaceae
Source: the annotation of a GenBank genome assembly